Molecule: messenger RNA, 1089 nt
Organism: Lodderomyces oxycetoniae
Lineage: Eukaryota; Fungi; Ascomycota; Pichiomycetes; Serinales; Debaryomycetaceae
Product: putative N(6)-L-threonylcarbamoyladenine synthase
Exons: 1
Coding region: 1-1089 (362 amino acids)
Biological process (GO): mitochondrial tRNA threonylcarbamoyladenosine modification
Cellular component (GO): mitochondrion
Source: RefSeq, a predicted model, not a curated record
AUGUCUACUAUUGCCAAUCUAUGUAUUGAGUUUUGUCGCAAGAAUAACAUCUCGGCGCAAUCACCACCCGAUUUGAUCUGUGUAACUCGAGGUCCAGGUAUGGCUGGUUCGUUGAGUAGCUCAACAGAGUUUGCUAAGGGGUUAAGCGUUGCAUGGAACGUUCCGUUAGUUGGGGUACAUCAUAUGUUGGGUCAUUUGUUAACCUCCUUCUUGCCAAAAUCAAAAUCGCAGCUGGCGUCACCGUCGCCGCCACCUAAAUACCCGUUUCUAAGCCUUUUGUGCAGUGGAGGUCAUACCAUGCUUGUACUCCUGAAAUCUGUCUCGGAACAUGAAAUAAUCAUAAAUGUAAGUGAUAUUGCCGUUGGUGAUUCGCUAGAUAAGUGUGCUCGCGAGUUGGGUCUCUAUGGGAACAUGUUGGGACGAGAAUUGGAAAAAUACAUUGAUGAGAUAUCCCCUGAGGAGAAACAAGAGUUUCAAAACUUGAACUUCAACACGAGGAUAGCCAAUGAAUACAAUUUUAGAGUGAAUCUCCCCUUUCAAUCGCCAAAGAAUGGUAUAGGUACAUUACAGUUUGCAUUUGCCCAGUUUUUAAGCACGAUUCAGGGUUAUAAAGAGCGAUUUCGAAUGGUGAAAAAAAGCGAUGAAUUUGAUGAAAAAACAAAAAGAAUGGUGGCAUAUACAAUACAGGAAUUUAUAUUUGACCAUAUCGUCGAUAGGAUCAAUUUAGCAUUCACGAAACACGGAUUGAGUCGGUGGAGCGAUGGUAAAUUUGUUGGAGUAGAAGAUUUUAUUUGUUCAGGAGGAGUAGCUGCAAACAAACGACUAAGAGAAAAAUUAUUCAGCAAUUUGAAGUAUAAAGAAAUUGGUGAUAAACCACUUAACUUUCAUUUUCCAGAUCUUUCUUUAUGUACGGAUAAUGCUGUAAUGAUUGGGUUGGCAGGAAUAGAGAUUUUCGAAACAUUGAGACUUAAGACAGAUUUGAGUUUUACUCCAAUUAGAAAAUGGCCCUUGAAUGAGCUACUAAGUGUAGAUUCUUGGGUUCACGUUAAUGACGAUGAAUUUAAUAAAGUUUGUAAAUACAAUACAUAG